Lotus japonicus is the source of this 1480-nucleotide messenger RNA. RefSeq lists its product as uncharacterized. Bases 215 to 1228 code for a protein of 337 amino acids. NCBI's taxonomy places the organism in Eukaryota, Viridiplantae, Streptophyta, Magnoliopsida, Fabales, Fabaceae. The record is from RefSeq and is a predicted model, not a curated record. The transcript has 7 exons.
GGGGUGCAAAGCCUAAGGGGUGGGGCACCAAACUCAAUUCCCCUUCCUUCCACAGAAUUCUGGAAGAAAAGAAAUCUUCAUAAAUCCUUCUCUCCAAUUUCUUCUGUACCUGAUAAUCAAUCACAGUUCGUCGACGAUCCUUUCCGCUUCUCCAUCUCUACUCUCCUGUCUAUUUCCUCUCAGUAAAAACUGCACAAAGAGUUAGAUAGACAGAAUGCAAGGGCGCAGAGGUGGCAGGGAUCCUUUCUCCGACUUUGGUGACCCUUUUGGUGGUUUUGGAGGCUUUGGUUCCUUUGGACCUCCCAGGAGUUUAAUCUCAAACUUCUUUGGGGGAAGGGAUCCAUUUGAGGACCCUUUCUUCACCCGUCCUUUAGGGGGGAUGUUCGAGUCUAGUCCCUUUGGUGGUCCUGCUGGAUUUCCUUUUCCCCCGAAUAUGCAGCCAUCUGGGUUUCUUACGCAUCAACCUCCAGAGCCUAGUAGGGGAAGGGGCCCGAUCAUUGAGGAAUUGAACUCUGAUGAUGAAAAUGAGGAAGCAAAGGAAGUGAAGAAAGACAAUCCAAGAAAACAUAGUAGAUCAGAAAAUGAACCCUUUGUUGAACAUCCAGAUGGUGGUCUUGAAGGGAAGAAGAGCAGACAUUUGCAGGGUAGACAUGAUUACAACAGGUUCAAUAUGGAGCUGCAGCCGCAGCCUCAGCCUCAGCCUCAAACUCGCAGCUUCUCCUUUCAGAGCUCAACAGUCAGCUAUGGUGGUGCAAAUGGAACAUAUUAUACUUCAUCGAGGACAAGGAGGAGCGGGAGUGAUGGAGUGACCUUUGAAGAGAGCAAGGAGGCUGAUAGCUCGACAAGGCAAGCUUCUCACAGAAUUUCUAGAGGCCUGCACGGAAAGGGACAUUCCCUCGCAAGAAAACUCAACUCAGAUGGUAAGGUGGAUACUAUGCAGACUUUGCACAAUCUAAACGAAGAUGAACUUGUUGGAUUUGAAGAAGAAUGGAAAGGAAAGGGUCAAAAGUACUUGCCUGGAUGGGUUGGUAGUAUUGGAGCUGAUCAUAGUGGACAAGCUCAGCAGGCCCGGCAGGGAGGUUGGAUGCUCCCUUCUCCGGAGCACUCUCAUCCUGGUGGGUCGACUGAAGCUAGGGGAAAAGUCGGUUCUUCCCGCUCACAGGAGAGGAUAAGGACAGAUUCAAGAGAUAAGGGUUUGUAUCAUCCAAGAGAGCAGAGGCGAAAUUAAGGCACCAUUGUUGCUGUCUCGCCCUUUCAUGUUGUUGCCUCUUAAGUGUGUUUCUUCCUUGCUUUCCUAUUAUGUGUAUGGUGAUUUUGGCCUUAGGUGUUAUGCCUUUGGUAGGCUGGAUUUGAACACUGAGAUCAUAAUAGUGAUGCUAGUAUCUAAGACAUGUACAUUCUCAUACUAUGACCUCCUUGUAUAACAAACUUAGUAGUUUACAUUUACUGCCAUUUAUACUGCGUGAGGGAUUUAGUUGUC